Molecule: messenger RNA, 1761 nt
Organism: Mesoplodon densirostris (Blainville's beaked whale)
Lineage: Eukaryota; Metazoa; Chordata; Mammalia; Artiodactyla; Ziphiidae
Gene: AKTIP
Product: AKT interacting protein
Exons: 10
Coding region: 192-1073 (293 amino acids)
Source: RefSeq, a predicted model, not a curated record
UAGGUAGGGGCUGGGCUGGCUCUGCGGCCAGAGAUGCUGAGGGGCCGCGACGGCGCUCUGCAGCCGGGAGCACUGCAUUAAAAACACCGAGGUGGGGUGUGCUGCCAGGCCGGUGGUAGGUAAAGUGAAUUCUACGGAUGGAAGAGUUUGAUGACACAGACCACUGAAUUUCUUUGUUUGGAGUACACGUUAUGAACCCUUUCUGGAGCAUGUCUACAAGCUCUGUACGCAAACGAUCUGAUGGUGAAGAAAAGACAUUAACAGGGGAUGUGAAAACCAGUCCUCCACGCACUGCUCCAAAGAAACAGCUGCCUUCUAUUCCCAAAAAUGCUUUGCCCAUAACUAAGCCUUCAUCUCCUGCCCCGGCAACACAGUCAGCAAAUGGCACGCAUGCUUCUUACGGACCUUUCUACCUGGAAUACUCCCUUCUUGCGGAAUUUACCUUGGUUGUGAAGCAGAAGUUACCUGGUGUCUAUGUGCAGCCAUCUUAUCGAUCUGCAUUAAUGUGGUUUGGAGUAAUAUUCAUACGGCAUGGACUUUAUCAAGAUGGUGUAUUUAAGUUUACAGUUUACAUCCCCGAUAACUACCCAGAUGGUGACUGUCCACGUUUGGUGUUUGAUAUUCCCGUCUUUCACCCGCUAGUUGAUCCCACCUCAGGUGAACUGGAUGUGAAGAGAGCAUUUGCAAAAUGGAGGCGGAACCAUAAUCAUAUUUGGCAAGUAUUGAUGUAUGCAAGGAGAGUUUUCUACAAGAUCGAUACAGCAAGCCCCCUGAACCCAGAGGCUGCAGUUCUGUACGAAAAAGAUAUUCAGCUUUUUAAAAGUAAAGUGGUUGACAGUGUUAAGGUGUGCACUGCUCAUUUGUUUGACCAACCUAAAAUAGAAGACCCCUAUGCAAUUAGCUUUUCUCCAUGGAAUCCUUCUGUACAUGAUGAAGCCAGAGAGAAGAUGCUAACUCAGAAAAAGAAGCCUGAAGAACAGCACAAUAAAAGUGUUCACGUUGCUGGCCUGUCAUGGGUAAAGCCUGGCUCAGUACAACCUUUCAGUAAAGAAGAGAAAACGGUAGCAACUUAAGAGCUGGUGAAUCUGGUGCACCGUGCACUUUCCUGCUGGACUUGGGCUAGUAAAGCUGACCAAUGGCAAGGGGGACUCUGCCUGCAGAGUAAAACGGUGUGCGCAGUGACUGGUGUCAGAGUUGUCCGUGUAUGCUUAGGUUCUAACAGCAAGUUCUGGAAACCGCUCUUUACGUAAUGCAUUCCUUCUGUCAGAAGUGUCUUCAGGGUGGUUAUCUAGUUCAGUACUCCAAACUCUUGGGGACCUGGAGGCUUACGCAUUUUUCUGAAUAUAAUGCUAAAGGUAAGUUGCAUUCAUUUAAACUAAUGAAGUAGGCAGAGUUCAGCACUAUCUAAUGAUUUUUAAAUCAGUGGUUUCAGGUGUACAUAUGUUAGGAUAUGGAGAGGAGAUGUAUAGAGAGAGCAGUUUCCUUAGCUUAUUAGCACUUUUAAGUGGAAGAGCAUUUGAACCUCAGUCUUCAGCCUAUUGUGUUACUGAUACACAAACUGCUGUCACUGAGGUACAUGUUAGGUGAGUGAGAAGAAACCAGAACACUUGUUCAUAGUUUUGUUUUUUUUUUAAGCAAAUUACUUAUUGUAUUUUUAUGGCAGGAGGGAGAAAAAGUGUUAAAACGGUUUCUAAUGAAGUCAGAUAUUUAAAUGAUGAAUGACUAAUGUGUUUCGUAGAGACAAUAAACCAAUAAAUGAUU